This is a messenger RNA of Cannabis sativa, 834 nucleotides long. RefSeq lists its product as uncharacterized. Bases 1 to 834 code for a protein of 277 amino acids. Lineage: Eukaryota; Viridiplantae; Streptophyta; Magnoliopsida; Rosales; Cannabaceae. The record is from RefSeq and is a predicted model, not a curated record. The transcript has a single exon. Gene Ontology annotation, molecular function: nucleic acid binding; RNA-DNA hybrid ribonuclease activity.
AUGUGUGGAGUCUAUGCCGAAACUGAAUUGCAUCUCCUGGUGACUUGCCAAUUUGCUGGGUCCUGUUGGGAGGCGGCUGCUGUUGGAGAUGCUAGCAGAAAUAACUCUUCCCUGCUGUAUUGGUUGGAUUUCAACGCACACCGUAUGGACAGUGAGAAGCUAGGCCGACUUGUAAUGUUGUGUUGGGCUCUAUGGUCGGUAAGGAAUGAUUUAAUUUGGAAGGAUCGUGCUCGAAGUGUUAGUGAUGUAGUUGCAUUUGCGUUUUCAAGUCUUGAUCAAUAUGUAAAAGCUCAAGGUAAAGGUAACAUCCCUUUCUUGUCGCCUCUUAAAGAUGGUGAUGGUUCGGAGCUUUGGAAUAAACCGUUAACAGGCAUUAAGCUAAACGUAGAUGCGACUAUCUUCGAUCGUGAUUUUAAACACGGUUUUGGGUGUGUGGUGAGGAAUUCUAAUGGGGAGUUGAUCUCAGCGUUUGCUGGUGUGAAAAUUGGCAGAGUCUCCCCUGAACUAGCUGAAGCCAUUGGCAUUAGAGAGGCCCUCGGCUGGCUUAAAAAUCACGGAUACACACGGGCUGAGGUUGAGACAGAUAGCUUGGUUUGUGUUGAAGCUAUUCGGAGCAGAGCAAGCUUUACUUCAGGUUUCGGGUUGAUUGUAGAGGAUUGUAAGACCAUUCUUAAGAGUUUGAUAAAUGUCUCUAUAUUUUUUGUCAAGUGUUCUGCGAACCGUGCCGCGCAUUUUGUUGCCCAUCACUCUAUGUCUUUCGCUGAAUGUAUGUUUCCUAUUAAUAGGGUUCCCUUAGAGUUGUUGUCUAUCCUUUCGAGCGAUAGCUCUUCUUAA